GCCACGGCUUCAACCGCGCGCGAAAAAUCUUUGGCGAACAAACGCGUCUUCCGUACCGGCAGUUCCAAAGCGUAUCUUUUUCGUGUUCAUCUCUUUCAGAAGUGUGUCUCGAAGAAUCUUAAAGAUCUUUUCUGAAACGGCUUGAUUCGAAAGAAGGUUUCGACAUGAAGAUUACCGAAUAUCUUUACUGCACAUUGAUUUGCAUGUGUUUGCUGAAGGCGGCCAAUGGCGAGAUUUCGAGAGACAAGAAUUCACUUUUACAGUUCGAACGAGAGCUUCUUGACGACCUUACAGCGGAGAAGACAAUCAAACCGAAGCGACCGUUUUGUAAUGCUUUUACCGGAUGUGGCAGAUUCGGUGCGGAAGAGAAGAGACAGAAGAAAAAAGUAUCGCGUGCUAUUGACCUACGGGACUUGCAAGACUUCCGCGCGACGAACGAUAACAUUCGAUUCCCGAUUUCGUUGUACAGAGCCCUGUUGAAUGCCGCCAAACAAAACAACGUCGGUCGGGAUGAAUAUGAUUAUCGAUUACAGCAAAUGCCGCAGAAUUAUUUCUCCGAUUAGAUUACGUCGCGACGUGAUGGAAAGCUAAAUUUUUUGACGGACAUAUAAUCUGACAAAUGGGCGCCGCUGAAACUUUCACCAGACGGAAUCAUUUUAUUAUUGUCAUUAUGUGUAUGAUCUUCUAAAAUAGCGCACAAAAACAUAUAAAUCUCAAAUGCCGACAAAAAUUAUUCGAUGCACAACUUAUAUGUUAAAACUAUUCAAUUCAAAACUUGUAUUUUCUCACAAUAGAAAACUCGAUAGGAAACAUUUGUACACACUUUGUGACGCCCACGUCUUGAUACGAAUAUUUACUUUAUAGCUUAUUGUUUCUCGUCAUAAUUAAAGAAAUAUGCGAAACGGGACAGAGAGGUCAUAAUUGUACACGCGAGACGAAGAUAAUAAUAAUAAUUUGUGAGACAAAAUUCAUCGCUGCGAAAUGUGUAUCGUUGUACGACAAAAAAAAAAAAAAAAAAAAAAAAAAAAAAAAAAAAAAAAAAA
This is a messenger RNA of Pseudomyrmex gracilis, 1043 nucleotides long. RefSeq lists its product as uncharacterized. NCBI's taxonomy places the organism in Eukaryota, Metazoa, Arthropoda, Insecta, Hymenoptera, Formicidae. The record is from RefSeq and is a predicted model, not a curated record. The transcript has 4 exons. Bases 165 to 563 code for a protein of 132 amino acids.